AAAAGGAAGAAAAGGAGGAAGAAGGUGAUCGGGAAAGAGAGAUCAUGUCAGGGCGGCCCAGAACCACCUCCUUUGCGGAGAGCUGCAAACCAGUGCAGCAGCCUUCAGCUUUUGGCAGCAUGAAAGUUAGCAGAGAUAAGGAUGGCAGCAAGGUGACAACAGUGGUGGCAACUCCUGGACAAGGUCCAGACAGGCCACAGGAAGUCAGUUAUACAGACACUAAGGUGAUUGGGAAUGGGUCGUUUGGUGUUGUCUAUCAAGCCAAACUUUGUGAUUCAGGAGAACUAGUUGCCAUCAAAAAAGUACUACAAGACAAAAGAUUUAAGAACAGAGAGCUCCAGAUCAUGAGAAAGCUAGAUCACUGUAACAUAGUCCGAUUGCGUUAUUUCUUCUACUCCAGUGGAGAGAAGAAAGAUGAAGUAUAUCUUAAUCUGGUGCUGGACUACGUUCCUGAAACAGUAUACAGAGUUGCCAGACAUUAUAGUCGGGCCAAACAGACGCUCCCUUUGAUCUAUGUUAAGUUGUACAUGUAUCAACUGUUUCGAAGUUUAGCCUAUAUCCAUUCCUUUGGAAUCUGUCAUCGGGAUAUUAAACCACAGAACCUCUUGCUUGAUCCUGAUACGGCUGUCCUAAAACUUUGUGACUUUGGAAGUGCAAAGCAGCUGGUUCGAGGAGAGCCCAAUGUUUCCUAUAUCUGCUCUCGCUACUAUAGAGCACCAGAGUUGAUCUUUGGAGCAACUGAUUACACCUCUAGCAUAGAUGUAUGGUCUGCAGGAUGUGUAUUGGCUGAGCUGUUGCUAGGACAACCAAUCUUUCCAGGAGACAGUGGUGUGGAUCAGUUGGUGGAAAUAAUCAAGGUCCUGGGAACGCCAACACGAGAGCAAAUUCGAGAAAUGAAUCCAAACUACACUGAAUUCAAAUUUCCUCAGAUUAAGGCACAUCCUUGGACUAAGGACUCGUCAGGAACAGGACAUUUCACCUCAGGAGUUCGGGUCUUCCGACCCCGAACUCCACCUGAGGCAAUUGCAUUAUGUAGCCGUCUGCUGGAAUAUACCCCGACUGCCCGAUUGACACCCUUGGAAGCUUGUGCACAUUCUUUUUUUGAUGAAUUACGGGACCCAAAUGUCAAAUUACCAAAUGGGCGAGAUACACCUGCACUCUUCAAUUUCACCACUCAAGAACUGUCAAGUAAUCCACCUCUGGCUACAAUCCUUAUCCCUCCCCAUGCUCGGAUUCAAGCAGCUGCUUCAACCCCUACAAAUGCUACAGCAGCUUCAGAUGCUAAUGCAGGAGACCGAGGACAGACCAAUAAUGCAGCGUCAGCUUCAGCCUCCAACUCCACCUGAACCAGCACCAGGCAGCAGCUGUGCAGGAAAACUCGCCGGCCACUUGGGUUUCACUCAGCAACACUGGUCACGUUGGGAAAGAAAAUUAAAGAGAAAAAAAAAACCUUGUUCAUUUUAGUGUUCAAUUUUUUUAUUAUUGUUGUUCUUAUUUAACCUUGUAAAAUAUCUAUAAAUACAAACCAGUUUCAUUGUAUUCUCACUUUGAGGGAUUUCCAGGGGGUUGGGGGGGUUGUGGGGAGGGGACAAGCGGAGUAAUAGAACACGACAUGACUCCCUCGACAAUCUUUUUUAUGGAAGUCUGCUGUUAUGUAUUCUAAAAGCAGGACUCUUGCCUCGUGCCCCCUUCCACAAAAGAAGAAAACUGUUCUGUGUUGAAGUUUUGGGGAACUUUCUUUUCUUUUUUUCAGUCAGUGUCAGACAUUGGUAUAGUGCACAGCUUGAAUUUGGUUGGGAGCUUAGCAGGUGUAAUUCAUUGGGGGCUUCAGUGUUGCUUGUAAAAUUAAUCCAUAUCCUAGGGUAUUUGAAGAAUUGCCUUUGGCAUGUUGGGGUGGGUGUGACAGACAAUAUGAAAUGUGUCACAUCCGUCACCAGGGGAGGCAAUCAAGUUUCCAAUUGGAGCUACACAUGGAAAUGUUUUCAGGGGGUUUGCUUAUUUUUUUUAUUUUGCUCUUACAUCAGGGUGAGAGAAACCUACAGUGUCACACAUGAUAGAAAGCUGUCGGAUGAGAAGCAAGCCAGAGCUUAGCUCGAUUAGCCCUGCAAGAGGAUGCUUGUUUGGCUGACCGAAGGCUCUGCCAAACCUCAGCCUCCCUUUCAAGUAGUGAUCUGGAAAGGCAAAGAAAAAAAAAGUUAGGCGAGCAGCUCUGGUCUGCAGAAGAGAGAAGCAGAUGACAAACUGUGUCCUAUGGGAAGGGGACAGCGUAGGGGCUCUUUGGCAAAUGGCCACUGUGAAUAUAUUUUUCCAGGUUUUGCUCUGAAAUUGCUUCCCUUGAAAAGAUACACCUUGAGAGGACACUAUAGUUUAUAAUGUGAACUGUAACAGUCUACUGGUUUAUUUUUCAUAAUUUUUUAUUGAAAGUUGAGCUUGCAAAUUGCCACAUUCUAUACAUAGUUCUAAUUUUAAAUCCAAAUCUAGAAUCUAUAUUUAAUUUCAUCCUUUUUUAACCUCAUGCUUUUUUAUUUUAUUUAUUGAUGCAUGUCAGAUAUGCCAUUAUGAUAUUAAAAUGGUAAAAAUAUUAAUAAACUAGGCAUCAAAAUUAUAUAAAAAGUACUUGUACCUGCUGACUUAUAGGAAAGCUGAUUAUAUAAAUGUGUGUGUAUAUAUAUUAUAUAUAUACAUGUAUACAUAUAUUCAAUACUGCUUUUUUAUUUUUUGUCUACAAUAUCAAAAUUGUCUGAUUGGAGCAUGAGAAGAAUGCUUUUUUUUUUCCAGUUAAGUAUCUUGUUCUGUUUUCUUUCUGUAUCAGUGAAUGAUGUCAGAAUCAAAGUCUCUGUUUUUGAAGUAAAAGCAAUAUUCCUUGGAAAGCCAGGAGGGUGGAUGGAUUCUAUUUGCAAUGUAGAAGUAGUCUUUUCAGAACUGGUCUGUUUUUUACUUGUGAGUUUGGUGUCCAUGUGGGCCUUAUAUACUCACUAAAAUGAACCUUAGUCACCUUGGUGCUUAUGGGCCAUUACUUGACCUGUGACUCUUUAAGGCACAAUCAGUUGUAUUUUACAUUUAAAGAUCAUUUUAAGUGAUGGCCCCUUCCCUCCUGCCUACCCUUCCUCAAACACCUUCCAAGGAUAAACUAGCAACAGCAGGGCUGGCUGCGAAGAUACUGCUAGGAGGCAAAAAGAGCUGAGGCUAGUCUCUCUGAGCAUUCAACUUGCCCUCACCUUCCUCGUUGCUACAGUAAGUCACGUGAGGAUUUUGAAAGUCACUUUCUAACCCAUUUGGAAGAUUCAACUCUUAGUAGUCCUGGAAAUGGGCACCGGCAUCUCCGCUGCCCUCCUGUUUGAUAAAUAGGGUGCCUGAGAGGUGGCUGCUUCCUGCUGAGAUGAACUAAUAUCCGGAAAGAAAACUGAGCCAUCUUAGUUUUCACAUGCUUAGUGAUGCUCUUUGGGAUAUUUGAAAGCUCUCUGGGUAUGCCGUAGCACGAGAAAGAAAAACACACACACACACACACACACACACACACACAUAUACACAUAUACAUACACACACACACACACACACACACAAACCCUCACUCAAAUUUCAGUUUUGAUUAUCAAUUCGAAUCUGAAAGAAGUCUGAAUUAAUGAAACUUGCCAGCAAAAUCCCAUAAAGGGAACUAGGGCUUUGAUGAUGUUUCCCCAGGAAUUUCUAGAAGAUUUAAAAGGCAGGUUAGUGACUAAUAAUGGAUGUGCUUUAAGACAAUGCCCAGCCACAGAUUUAGAGAUAGACAUUACUCUGGAUUUGGAUAGUAUUUUCCGAAGUCCAUAAAAUCACUGCUUAUAUCAGGAAACACUUUGUGUCUUUUUUUUCCCUAAGGAUGGGAGGAGGAGGAAGAGGAGAGAGGGAAAUGUAAGCGCUUUUCUCUCAUUUUUAUUUUAUUUUGUGUGUGUGAGGGCUGAGGUCCGAUGAUUUUACUUUCUCAAGGAUCAUGACAGGAUCACAGAACUCUUUUAUACAAGUGAGAUCCAGGUCUCUGAAUAUCUUUUUGUAAAUAAUAAUAAUAAUAAUAAAAAGCUCCUCACCAAAUUCAAGCUUGUACAUUAUAUUUUCUUUUGAUGUUUUUAAAUUUAAGUUUUAUUGUUUUGUAUGUAAAUAUGUGGACCCAGGAACUGUUAUUAAUGAGCAAAAAGUUACUGUUCAGGGCAGUGAUUCUGUUUAAUAAUCAGACAAAAUGUAGACGAGCUUUUUAAAGCCAUAUAGUUUUAACUCUGUACAGUAGGUACCGGCCUGUAUUAUUGUAACAAUAACUCUAGCAAUGUAUAGUGUAUCUAUAUAGUUUGGAGUGCCUUCGCUUCCAUGGUUCGUUUUUGGUUUUGUUUUUGGUUUCGUUUUGUUUUAUAAUUUUGUUUCCCUUUUCUGUGGCCCCAUUCCCACUUUUAAAUAAUGUCUCAAAGCAGCAUUUAGCUCUCCCCACAGCUGUUAUGAGUGCUGUUAAGGUUUCAGUGAUACCAUGCUUAGUAGUGGAAAGAGAGGAAACCAUGUUUAUAACUCCUUUAAUCACACCCUGACUUUGUUUUGGCUCUGAAUGUUGGUUUCCUCCCCAGUAGCAGUGACCGGUUUCAUUAUUUCACUCAUCACCCACCUAGCACCAAGUUGCCCUAAAGCUGGGGCAGGGAUCAGCUAGACUAGAUUUUGCUCGUCUUUCCCCAAGCCCUACAUCCAGGGGUCUUGUGAACAGCAGAUUCUGGGAGCCUUCCUUUGGGUUCAUUUUCUCCCUCUCUACCUGCCUGCCUUCCUUCCUUCCCUCCCUCCCCUCCCUUCCCCCUGAGAGAGAGAAUUUGAUUUUAUGAGUCAAAAAUAUCCGUAUAGGACCACAGCUUGACAAAUAAUGGUUCAAAGUGUCACGUUGUAAUUACUGGUGGCUUCAGUAUGGAGGACCAUUCCAGUUAAAAUACUGUUGUUUUAACAAGAACUCUUAGCUUGCUCCCUUCUUCUUGCCACUCUCACCCCUUCUAAUAAAAUGCCAUUUAUAAAUUCCUAAUUGAAAUCAGUUUAAUUUUUAUUAUGUGCCCAGCACAAAGGCUUUUUUUAAGCAAAGAAAAAAUCACAAUCAUUUAUGUUUUGCCUCCAAGUAUUCCACAUACAAUGUCUUGAAGAGAAGAAAAAAAAAACUUUACCAAACCAAAGGUUGCUAUUUUUGACACAUCUUGUUGUUCAUUCCAACAAGGCAAAAGACGGCACCUUUUUUUUCUGGUGACGUGACAGUGAUGUAAUUUGUUUUGUUUUGUUUUGUUUUGUUAACAGUCCACUCGAUCUUUUAAAAAUAUUUUUGGUUGUUUUUAGCAAAGCAUGGCUGACCAGUCAUUUUGUCUGCACUAAUGCAAAGGUUUCUGAGAGAACUAUAUUCUCUGACCCUGUGGAUAUCAAGACACUGGUAUUUUGAUGUUUAAAAUUUCUCGCCAUUUCCUUUUGAAGACUCUUAACUUGGGACAUUCUUUAGAAAAAAAGAAAAAAAAAGCAAAGUUUGGCCAACACUAGAUCCCCAACAGUUCACCUUUGUUUAAAAAAAAAAAUUGCAUUGUGUUCCUACAGUUCAAGAUUAGCAAAGUUCUAAAUCUUCAUGGAGUCAAACCUUUUUUUUUUCCCUUCCACAAAAGCCACACAUCCUUUACCAGUAUUUGAGUCUUUUUCUGGUAGAAACCUGAGCCAUUGAAAGUAAAACAGACAACUUAGAAGCACAGUCAAGUGACCAGACCAGGGUCUGCCUUUCUGAAGUUCUGAAAAGUAAUCCCUGAAGUUUGGAUUAUUUUCACAGGGGUUAUGCCCAACUUUAUUCAAGUUUGUUGCUCCAUUUUGCACCUCUGCAAUAAAAGCAAAAUGACAAACCAUGCAUAAGGGGUUAGCUCGAGAAGUAGCUUCCUUGUGUUAACUCAUCCUAAACGUUUUUAUAUAUCUGUCUACAGGGAGAUGCAGAUAGAUGUAUGAAAAUGUGCUUGCCUGUAAAAUUUGCAUUUAUCAAUGUGUUGCCGAUGGAUCACUUGGGCCUGUACACACACCAAUUAGCGUGACCACUUCCAUAUUAGAAACAGAAAUCUAAAUAUAUAUAAAUAUAUAUAUAUAUAUAUAAAGGACUGUGGGUUGUAUACAAACUAUUGCAAACACUUGUGCAAAUCUGUCUUGAUUUAAAGGAAAAGCAAAACCUGUAUAACAUUAUUACUACUUGAAUGCCUCUGUGACUGAAUUUUUUUUCAUUUAAAUAUAUACUUUUUUGUGGACAGUAUGCUUAAUGUUUUUUUUUUCCUUCCCCCAUUCCCUUGUAAAUACAUUUUGUUCUGUGUGACUCAGUUUGGAAAUAGUUAACUGGUACUGUAAUUUGCAUUAAAUAAAAAGUAGGUUAGCCUGGAAAUGAAAUUCAAA
This is a messenger RNA of Monodelphis domestica (gray short-tailed opossum), 6396 nucleotides long. RefSeq names its product glycogen synthase kinase 3 beta (gene GSK3B). Gene Ontology annotation, biological process: negative regulation of canonical Wnt signaling pathway; peptidyl-threonine phosphorylation; cell differentiation. The record is from RefSeq and is a predicted model, not a curated record. Lineage: Eukaryota; Metazoa; Chordata; Mammalia; Didelphimorphia; Didelphidae. Gene Ontology annotation, cellular component: nucleus; glutamatergic synapse; cytoplasm. Gene Ontology annotation, molecular function: ATP binding; tau-protein kinase activity; beta-catenin binding.